AUGUUCUUCUCAUUAGCUAUCAUGUUCAAACUCCGACCAUGUCCAAUCGACAACGGGAACAUCUCCAACUCUCGAAUGAGUCCAAUUCGUCAAGCAACACAAGCCAAGUCCGUUCCCCGUUGCCGACCCGGGUCAGUAAUGCGUGUGAAAGAUGCCGGCGCCAUAAAACUCGGUGCGAUCCUUUCCGACCUUGCUCCUUAUGUGCACGGGCUAAAGUGCACGAAAGCGGCUUCGAAAAGCCGCCAGCGGCAGACCAGGACAUUAGCAGCAACUAUUGAUAAUGAUCCACAAUAUACUGAUGGCAACUGCCCAUCUACGUCCAGAACUGAGAGAAAUGACACACAGCUAUCUGAGGAGACGCAUCAGGCGCAGUUCCUGAUGGAGUAUGGCGAAGCCGAAUCUACGAUGGGUAUCGCCCAAAAAAUCUACGAGCUGGACAAGCAGGUCAUCGAUGAACAAUCCACCUCCGCCAUUCCAGGAGCCCGGACUAGCACGGGGGUUGCUGACCGGCGCGCCGGAGGGCAGCGACGUCCUAUCUCUUCGAUCUUAGGUCAACGCCUUCCUCCCACAGAUGUCACCUACUCUUCAAUCGAGGAAUACUUCAAUACAGUUCACUGGUUCUCUCUCGUUAUCUACGAGCCAACCUUUCGCACAAGACUGCACUCUAUUACUGAUGGGUUCGCUCAUCCUUCUCAGAAGUCAUUCUUACUUCUAUUGGCAGUCAUGCUGGGGAUGAGCGCAUGGUAUCGAUCACAAAGAACCGUCACAGAUGCAGCCGACAGUAGUAGGUGGCGGAAAUUGAGUGCCGAUCUCAUGAGUCUUGUCGAAUUGCAUGUCGUGGAGUUGAUGGACGAGUCUUCAGUGACGGCAGCUCAAAUUCUAAUUCUAUUCGGGUCGCACCAUGUUUAUCAUGGUCGCCCAAACUUGUCGUUCUCUCUGCUCGGUGCAACCAUCAAGAUGUCCCAGGCUGCGGGGCUACAUCGAGAAUCUCCUACAGGAAAGCUUGAGGAGAUUGAAGAGCGGAAGCGAGUAUGGUGGACAAUAUACACGUGGGACCGAUUCGCGUCCAUCACAUACGGUCGGCCAUUGGGAAUUAAUGAUAAGGACUGCAAUCUCAGCAUGCCGGCGGAUAAUUUGGAGAACCCAUAUUUUACUGCACCCGGCUCGGAGCAAGGAUACGCCAUCUGCUAUUCUCCUUAUCAAAGAGAAUUAAACACCCUCUAUCUAAUGGCAUCUCCGGCACUGGAGUUCAUUUUCGGCUCGCGCACUUCAGGUUCCUCUAAGGCAUUGACCGGGGAGGUUUACAUUGAACUAGUGAAAGAAGCGACCCAGAAUCUCCAGAAGUGGCAGAAUAAUCUGCCCGACUACUUGACUAUGGACUUUGACCGAGAUGUCGAACUUGAUAGUGGGCCGAGUGCAAGAGCGCAUGCUCUGCAAUCCCUGUCGUUGCAAUUGACCUACGACAAUGUUCUCAUUGUUCUCCACAGGCCGUUGCUGGCAAGGCAAGUCAGGCAUCUGUCAAUAAGUCAUCCCACUUCUGGGGCAAGGCUUGGAACGGAAUCUCCCAUUUCACACCCUGAAGCAGGCUCGCCGGCUCAGAAGCUGUCACCGUUCGAAGCCAUGUCCCCGAAUGAGCCGGUUAAAAGUUCAAUGCAUUGGUGGAAUGCUGCUCUCAGGACAUCGCGCGUCACAGAAGUGCCGGUACUUGCUCAACUUGCAACAGAUAGCCAUCUUGUCGCCUUUCUUGCCAUCAAUAUAUUCCAUGCUGCAAUCGUACUGGCAGUCAUGGCCCUAUCAGACCCAUUAUCAGAUUCAACCCAAGUGGCGAAGCGUACAAUCACCCGGAUCUUACGUCUACAGAGCCUUUUGGGUGAACGGUCAGCUUUAUCAAGACAAAGUACGACCGUUUUGAAAAAUGUGGUCACUCUGAUUCUUCGCCGUGAAUCGGAGGCCAUCCUGGCUCCAGUCACAAGAAACAGUCAACAGGAAGGGCACACAUUAUCUACGGGAUCUGCGUCCAUCUCCGUGGAAGACACCCUACGACUGCCCCUGGAUGCCCCAAUAACUCAGACCGACAGUUCAUUACGGCGGCCGACAUGGCCAGACUAUGGCAGGAUGCAUCGUUUGAAUGAGAGUCUAGCAUCUGUUCAAAACGGUGAGCGCAACGCCAUCUUUCUAUCCCUAUGGGAUGGUAGCCUCCAGGACACACACGGCGCAAGAGACAGUCAAGAACAGCUGCCUGAUACUCACGAGCACGCCCCAGCUGAAAACUCGUGGCAUGGGUCGUUCGAGAAUAACUGGAAUGACACUAGCUUUCCCUUGGAAGUUCCAGAUAUCGCCUCAGAUGCCUUUGGUGACAAUGGACUGUACUGGCUAUGGGACAUGUCAUGGGCCGGAGCGGAACCAUGA
Messenger RNA from Aspergillus eucalypticola CBS 122712, 2409 nucleotides. RefSeq names its product fungal specific transcription factor domain-containing protein. Gene Ontology annotation, biological process: DNA-templated transcription. The record is from RefSeq and is a predicted model, not a curated record. The transcript is spliced from 5 exons. NCBI's taxonomy places the organism in Eukaryota, Fungi, Ascomycota, Eurotiomycetes, Eurotiales, Aspergillaceae. Gene Ontology annotation, molecular function: zinc ion binding; DNA binding. The coding region runs from base 1 to 2409 and encodes 802 amino acids.